This is a messenger RNA of Caenorhabditis angaria, 889 nucleotides long. The record is from the annotation of a GenBank genome assembly. Lineage: Eukaryota; Metazoa; Nematoda; Chromadorea; Rhabditida; Rhabditidae.
AUGUCGAACGUCGAUGAAUUGACAAAAAUGGCUAGUGAUGGUCAGUUACCAGAAAAAGUAAGUUAUAAACAAGAAUCUUGAAAUAUAUAUUAAUAAUGUCUGUAAUAUAUUUCAGCUGAAAUUAUUGAGGGAACUUUUGAAGAGAACUGAAUAUUCGAAUUGUGAUCCAUUUUGCGAAGCCAAGUUCAAUUCGACAUUCAAAAAAUAUAAAAAUGUGAGAUUUUAACUUUUCAUUUUCUUACAAAACCCAAUAUAUUUUCAGGCAGUGUGGUAUGAGGUAUUUUUUCUCUAUAGCAUCGAAGACUUCAAAGAUCAAAUUAUUCGAAUUGCACAGAGGAAAAACAACCAUGUCACUCGGGUUGUAUUGAUCGCAGCUCGAAAGGCUGUAAAAAGGAAUCCGGCUGAAUCUCUUUCAAUAUUCACUCAAAUGGCAGGAAAGCUGAAAAAUCGACGAGAAAGCGAUCGAGAAAUUGAGGAUGACAUUUGUACAGAAUACAAAGAUGUGAGUAGUGAAAAAAAAGUGAAAGAUUAUUUGGUUUUUUCUCAGCUUUUCAACAACAUCGAAAUUCAUCCGACUAUCAAACUUUUGAAAGCUAUCCACGUCACAGAGAAGGUUUACACGAAAUUUGGAAUGGAAUAUGCCUUGAAUAUAUCUUCUCAAAAAAAAGUCUACCUCGAGUGAGUUUUGCUUUGUUCAAAAAAAGCCCAAAAAUACUUUCAGUUUAAACAUUUCCCAGAAACAUAUUAACAAAAAAAUAAUUUCAGGAAGGCUGCCGAAUAUAAACGAGACUUCUCGAAAUUCAACGCCGAAGAGUUGAUUGAUUUAAUUGAACGACGUCCGGAACUUGUUGACUAUAGGGAGAAAAGAAAGCCGAAAAAGAAAAAUUGA